UUUGUUUUGAAACGAUUCUUGAAAAGUGGGUCGAAAUCUUGUCAAAAACAUUUACUAUCGUUGUUUGUUGUUGAAAUAAUUGGUCCGAAUCGGAAAGCCAUUGAACAUGGACUUAUUCACGAAGGAUGAGGACACCGUUCACCGGGAGGCGUUGUGGAAAACAAUAGCGCAUCAUAUUGAAGCUGUGCCGGUUGAACUAAGGAAAGCCUUGGAGGAAAGAAAAUUCGAUCGGCUCAUAAUUCUGGGAAAUCUGGAUGAGCAUGCCAUCGGAAGUCUCCCGUUGGAUGUAGGUCCGAAGAUUUUCCUUGGCUACAUGGUAAAACGCAUCCGAGAAUUAACCAUCCCGUUUUUGAAUGCGGAUUUAAACAGUCGCGUUGGUUCCCAUCGUUCGGUGGAUAUAACACCGAACCAGAAAACCAUGAAGAAGCGAAAGCAUACGCCCACUACUUCUGCGGGAAGCUCGAUGCUCGGCUCGAUGGAAAGUGAAGCCGAUUUUAACGCUAGCGUGUAUCAGAACCGGAUUGCAGUUCUCGUCGCAAAUUUCUUGAACACAAAAUCGGUGCCAGGUCAGGUGAAACCCGGAGAUGUUCAAGUAAUUGUGUCCAAAAAUGAAGCAGAGCCUCCGGUAGCAAAAGUCGUUUGCGUCAGCUUCACAUCCAAAGUAUACUCCUCCGGUCAUGAACAAGGACAUCCGGACAGCUUUUACUCGAACCAAGAAGGAAAAUGUAAGAAAUCAGGAGCAGCAGACAACAGUAACUGA
This is a messenger RNA of Toxorhynchites rutilus septentrionalis, 760 nucleotides long. RefSeq lists its product as uncharacterized. The coding region runs from base 107 to 760 and encodes 217 amino acids. NCBI's taxonomy places the organism in Eukaryota, Metazoa, Arthropoda, Insecta, Diptera, Culicidae. The transcript has 3 exons. The record is from RefSeq and is a predicted model, not a curated record.